Messenger RNA from Python bivittatus (Burmese python), 460 nucleotides. The record is from RefSeq and is a predicted model, not a curated record. Lineage: Eukaryota; Metazoa; Chordata; Lepidosauria; Squamata; Pythonidae.
CAUGGUGGCCCAUUUCUUGCACCAGGAGAAGCAUGAGUGCCACUUCUUCAACGGGACGCAGCGGGUGCGGUUCCUGUUAAGGGACAUCUACGACCGAGAGGAGUUUGCCCACUUCGACAGCGACCUCGGGAAGUAUGUGCCCGUCACCGAGUUGGGGCAGCUCUGGUCCGACAUUUUCAACAGCCAAAAGGACUAUCUGCAGUACCAGAGGACUGCCGUGGAUCGCUUCUGCCGGCACAACUACGAGGUGGCCAAGACGGGGCGGAUGGUCGGACUGGAGAACCAAGCCCACCGUCACCAUCUCCCCCACCAAGAUGGACCCCGGUUCCCCCAACACCGUCCUCCUCUGCACCGCGACGGGCUUUUACCCCCUGGAGAUCGACGUCCAGUGGCUGAAGAACGGGCGGCCGGAGAAGGAGGGCGUCGCCUUCGGGGAGGAGCUCCAGAACGGAGACUGGAC